Messenger RNA from Bombina bombina (fire-bellied toad), 2366 nucleotides. Its product is annotated as oocyte zinc finger protein XlCOF7.1. Gene Ontology annotation, molecular function: RNA polymerase II cis-regulatory region sequence-specific DNA binding; DNA-binding transcription factor activity, RNA polymerase II-specific. Bases 264 to 2348 code for a protein of 694 amino acids. NCBI's taxonomy places the organism in Eukaryota, Metazoa, Chordata, Amphibia, Anura, Bombinatoridae. Gene Ontology annotation, biological process: regulation of transcription by RNA polymerase II. The record is from RefSeq and is a predicted model, not a curated record. The transcript has 8 exons.
CCUGUUCCUGUGGCCCGCUGGCUUUUGUGUGUGUUAUUUAUAUAUGAUGGGAUUAUAGCGCUGCUAGUUUAGUGUUUAUACACCGGAUAUAUGUCAUCCACUCUUUGUUUUUAUUAAGCGUUACAGUACCGUUCAUGGUUUAAUACGGACAACAUAUGAAGCAAAGAGGAUAAACUAAAACAUUAUUACUAAGGUUUACUAUCGUUGUCUUAUAAGAACCAAGUGGACUGUGUAUCUAUAUUUCAUUUUGAUCAUUUCUAAAAAUGCCGCGUUGCUUUGUUAAUGGUUGCCCAACCAAACAAACCAAGGGGAAAAAGACUGGUAAUGCAACUAUGCAUUGUUUCCCGACUUCUGCAAAACGGAUAAAGGCCUGGCUAGAGAGCACUGGACAACCAAUUGAUGAUAUGGAUAAUCUUGUGGAAAGAGUUAUUAGAACCAAAAGAAACGCCAUGUUUAGGAUAUGUUCUAAGCAUUUUAAACCGGAAGAUUACCAAAGUAGUGGCGUGCGAAUUUGCCUAAAGAAGGAUGCCAUCCCAAGUCUAUUCAAUAAUAAGGCAAUACCUAAUGUCGUACAUGAUAUUUCAGAGGAGCAAACCAAACAUUGUCAAUUAUUAAUUAAAAAAAAAAGAGAGUGGUUAUACAAGAGCAGGCAUACCUCUACACACGGUCUUAUACAAACAAAAUCCACUGGAACAUGGACAGGUCUCGUGUCAGUUUUGUUUCAGGAACUCUGUCAUGAAAUGCAGGAUAGUAAGGCAGAAGAUGACCUUUCUAUUUCAAACAGUUCUGUGCAGCUGCCACAGUUAGCCACAAAUUUAACAAGCACACCAAGAUUGGUUGUUCCUGUUGCUGAUCAAAACCAGAUGGAUAAAGACAUGGAUAUGGUCAACUCAAAUGUUGUAUCUAGUCUUUGUUCCGUAGAUAAGAGCUUUAUGGAAGGUAUUAAUGUUGACUCAAAAGAUACAGUUCCAGGUGUUGAAAUGACAUGCUCAACGGCAGACAACGUUUCGCAUGAACCAGACCAUGACACGGAAGACCUGUUAAGGGAACGUACAUUUAUAGGUUUUGAGAUGGACAAGAAGAAAAUAACCUUGGAUAUCUUGACUCAUGCCCUGGAAAUCAUCUAUUUGCUGACUGGAGAGGUCUCCGUCCUGAAGGAUUUGAUGAACUCACUGAUGAUGAUCAAGAUAAACAGUGACAAAAAAAAGAAUGAUAGGAUUUUGAGGCGUGCUCAGGAGAUCAUCCGUCUAAUUACUACUACAGAGGAAUACACCAUUGUGAAGAGUUCUCUGGAUGACAGCAUGCAGCAACUUACUGGAGAGGUACCUGUAAGGUGCGGUGAUGUUGCAGUGUAUUUCUGUGUCGAUGAGUGGGAGUACGUAGAGGGACACAAGGAACAUUACAAAGAUGUGAUUGAGAAUCACCAGACACUCAAUAUUCUGAAGAUCCCUGACAAUAAAAGCUCAGAAAAAGGGAAGGAUACACGGCUGAUGGGAAUCCAUCCAAGUCACUGCACAGAUGGCCGUGUGGACUGGAAUAUUGAUGGAAAUCAUCACACUACAGACACCUUUAUCCAGAACUGUAGUCAAGAAAAUAAAGCAGAACAAAUUCAUCAAAAUGAUUCUGUAAAGCCAUUUCACAAAACAUGCAAGCUAACUGAACUCAAACCACAAACCACUCACUCAUUUAAUGAUUCUGAUAAUUCCAAUUAUCCUACCAAAGUUACAAAACUUUUUAACGACCAGAUAACUCAAACUAUGGCUAAUCCACUAGGAUUUUCUGUCAGUGGAAAAAUGUUUGCCUAUAGAAAGAAACGAUAUUUAAAAAGUCAUGCAAAAGAAAAAACAUUUUUGUGUUCUAAAUGUGGGAAAUGUUUCAAUCGUCAAUCAAACCUUACUAGACAUCAAAGUGUUCACACAGGCGAGAAACCAUAUUCAUGCUCAGAAUGUGGUAAAAGUUGUAACCGGCAAUCAAACCUUAUUGCUCAUCAGAAAAAUCACAGAAGAGAAAAGUCAUUUUUGUGUUCUAAAUGUGGGAAGUGUUACACCCAACAUGCAAAGCUUAUUAAUCACCAGAGAAUGCAUACAGGGGAAAAACUGUUUUUGUGUUCUAGAUGUGGAAAAGGUUUCACCCAAAAAUCCGACCUUACUAGACAUCAGAAUAUUCACACAGGAGAUAAGCCAUUUUCAUGUUCUCAAUGUGGGAGAUGUUUUAACCAGCAGUCACACCUUAUUACACAUCAGAAAAUUCACUCAGGAGAGAAACCAUUUUCAUGUUCUGUAUGUGGGAAAUGUUUUAUCCAGAAAUCAAAUUUUAUUACACAUCAGAAAAUUCAUAUACAAAAAUAAAUUUUUUAAUGUUCUGCA